AACCUCUUUAGGGACAGCAGGAUGGGGGACAGGUUGUGGACAGUGGGCCUUCUUGUCAUUCUCACGCUGGGAUGGACUGAAGCGCAGAGUCAGAGCAACUUCUCCAGGCCCGUCUUCCUCUGCGGGGGCCACCUGGUCACCGACUCCGGCGUGGUGGCCAGCGAAGGGUUCCCCAACCCCUACAAGCCCAACAGCAGAUGCACCUGGUACAUCACCGUCCCGGAGGGUCACGUGGUGAUGCUGUCCUUCCGCCUCUUCGACAUGGAGGCCGACCCCACCUGUCGCUACGACUACCUGGACGUCUACAACGGCCACACCCGCCUGGUGCAGAAGCUGGGGCGCUUCUGCGGGACGUUCCGGCCGGGCGCCGUCAUCGCCACCUCCAACACCAUGAUGCUGGAGAUGGUGUCGGACGAGGGCACCGGAGGGAGGGGCUUCAUCGCCGCCUUCAGCGCCGGGAAGCCCCACGUGGAAGAGCACCAGUUCUGUGGAGGACGUCUGACUAAAGCGCAGGGCUCCGUGAAGACGCCCAACUGGCCCAACUCCAACUACCCAGCAGGCAUCAGCUGCUCCUGGCACAUCUCCGUAGAACCAAGCAACGUGAUCGAGGUGAAGUUUGUGAAGCUGGACUUGGAGGCCGACACGUACUGCCGCUACGACUACGUGGCGUUGUUUAACGGGGGAGAGCGGGACAACUCGCGGCGGAUUGGCAGAUUCUGCGGCGACAGGUCACCAGGAACCAUAGUGACAAAUGGGAACGAGCUCCUUGUCCAGUUCGUCUCCGACCUAAGCGUGACCUCCGAUGGCUUCAUGGCCCACUACUCCAGCGUGCCCCGGGGGUCCCGGGCGCCCACGGCCGGGGGGGACUUCAUCUACGGGCCUCAGACGACCUCAGUGCCGGAACGAGCGGUCGCGAAGCCCAACAAACCCACCAGACCGACCCCUAGACCACGGCCGGGCUCCAAACCCAUGCCGAAACCGCCCAAAAAACCACCGGUGAAGACGCCGGCGAAGCCUCUGCCGCGCAAGCCCGUCGUCAAGCCCUCGCCGAAACCCAAGCCAGCUCGACCGACCCCCAAAGCGCCCGUGAAAAAGCCUGCACCUAAACCUGGGUUCAAGCCGAGAGCCAAGCCCACGCCCAAGCCCAAGAUGAUUAAGCCCACGCGAAAACCAGUCAUCAAAGCCAAACCCACACGAAAGCCCGCGCUCAAGACCAAGCCCGCCGCAAAACCCGCCGUCAAGCCAGCGAAGCCAACCGUUAAGAGCAGAGUUAAACCUGCAGUCAAACCGAAGAUUAAGCCUAAAGGAACCGUUAAACCUGGAGUGACCAAGACCGUCACAAAGAAGCCUCUCGUGAGAAGCAAACCUUUACCUCUGAACCCGCUGUGCACACAACCCUGCAAGAGGACCGGAACUCUCCAAUCGAGCUUCUGCCCCAACGACUUUGUGAUUACAGGUAAGGUGACCUCUUUGACAUCUGGUCCAAGAGGCUCGGCAACAGCGGAGGUGUCCGUCAUCAAGGCGUAUAAGGCGGGAGGACUGAACAUCGCCAAAUCGGGGCCCAUCAUGUCGGUCACGCUGUCCUCCACCUGCAAGAGAUGCCCCGGACUCAUCAAAGGUCGCAACUACGUGCUGAUGGGAAAAGUCGACGCACAGGGCAACGGGCUCCUCAGCCCCUCCAGCUUCUCCCUCCUCUACCAGCCCGUCCACGGCAAAGCUCUCGCCAACCUCGCGCGCAAACCCUGCUGACCGAUCGGCCCGGACUGACCGUCUCAUAACUUAACUGGGACGUAAAAAGUGAGAAUAUUAUUGAGUCAUGGUCAACGCUUGUUUUUUUUGUUGUUGUUGUUUUUUUACACAACGGAAUGCUUUCGUAAAACAUUGUGGGGAAAAAAAAAAGCAUACAUAGUUAAGAAUAAUGUUUUGUAUUUUAGUAUGUAAAUUAUAAUAAGUCUGUGACAAAAGCUGCAGAUCCAUUAAACAUGUGAUUCUAGGGCUGGUUUACACUCGGUGAUUGGGAAGCGGAGCAAGAACAUUUAAAGAGCCUUAAUGUCACCCUGCACAAAUUAGAGGAGCUGUGUGUGUGAGGCGUGAGAAACGGGUUAUUUACUUGGUAAUCAGAAAUACAAUGUUUCCCUAAUUCAUUGUGCCCAUUCCCAAAAAGUAUACAAUUCGAGUAUAUUUAACCCCAAUAAUACAAAAAGGAAAUACCCUGUUAACUCCUCAUCUAUUUGAAAUGUAUCUCAGGUGACUCCCAUCAUCUUUGAGAUGUUUGUACACCCUGAUUGGACUUCAGCUGUAGGAAAUCUAGUUAAUUGGACAUGAUUUGAAAAGGAACACCCAGGGAAAGGUCUCACAGACGUGUAUUUUUCCCAACUUUGAACAUCAUUUGAUAGCUCUAGGUAAGAAAUAGAAGAUAAGACUAAGGUUGGUAAAUUGUGUGUCGAUUACGGUUUUAAUCCGUUUGUCCCACUCUCUGUAUGCAGACGACAUCUAGUGGCUUGUUGGUAUCAUUGCAGUGCAUGAAAAGCAAAAGCUUCGAUUCGGAGUCCUCACUAAAUAGCAAUGAGCAAAUAGCUGUUUAUUCAGCCAAGUAUUUAGAUAAUUGAAAUACUGUAUUUAAGUACAAUUUUGAGGUGCUUUCUUUGAGUGUCGCUUUGAUGCGACACAAUACACAUUGCAGUAAAACUUUGAUAAAGAUAAUACUGUACUGCAUUACAUUUAUUUCAUAGGCAAUUUAGAUAAUAAAAAGAAUAAAUUCACUAAUACAUUCACUGGUAUUUUAUUAUUACCUCGUAGCAUGCAAAGUGGUCUUUAGUUCUCAUGUGGUGCUUGUGCUGAGGCAGCAUGACACACUGAUACAACAGAAAGCCGCAACGUCCUGAAACCCCCAGCGCUUUCGACACCUUGUGACUUUACACAAUGAGCCGAGACUUUAUUCUGAACGGAAUUGAGACAUCUGACAUGAUGAAAUGCAGUCAUGAAAAGUUAGGACAUAUAAAGUGUUCUGCUGCGUUUAUCUAAGUAAAAUAGAAUAUGUCUGGAAUAAAAUGAAUUGCUGUGACGCUGGUGCUUGUGGU
Molecule: messenger RNA, 3080 nt
Organism: Pungitius pungitius (ninespine stickleback)
Lineage: Eukaryota; Metazoa; Chordata; Actinopteri; Perciformes; Gasterosteidae
Gene: pcolceb
Product: procollagen C-endopeptidase enhancer b
Exons: 9
Coding region: 22-1749 (575 amino acids)
Biological process (GO): proteolysis
Molecular function (GO): peptidase activator activity; protein binding; collagen binding
Source: RefSeq, a predicted model, not a curated record